This is a messenger RNA of Pichia membranifaciens NRRL Y-2026, 1314 nucleotides long. RefSeq lists its product as hypothetical. Gene Ontology annotation, cellular component: mitochondrion. Gene Ontology annotation, biological process: protein phosphorylation; regulation of glucose metabolic process. Gene Ontology annotation, molecular function: pyruvate dehydrogenase (acetyl-transferring) kinase activity. Bases 1 to 1314 code for a protein of 437 amino acids. NCBI's taxonomy places the organism in Eukaryota, Fungi, Ascomycota, Pichiomycetes, Pichiales, Pichiaceae. The record is from RefSeq and is a predicted model, not a curated record. The transcript has a single exon.
AUGGCCAAACUCAUCCAGCGCCUAUCGGUGCUCCCCUUGCCAAACUACAAGAACACAUUAAAAAACAGCACUUUGCAGCUGAACGCCAACGCCAACGACACCUUGCGAUGUCUCCUUAUCUUGCUCACAAGGCGAUUGCAACGGAUGAGCUCCUUGUCCUUCAUCAUGAUGAUGAACCCCCACAUGGCCCGCAUCUGGGAUGCGUACUUGCACAGUUACGGCGAGCUUAUCCAGUUCAUUGCCCAGUAUAAUCUCCCGGAGAACGGAACGCUGGACUUGGACUUCGAUCACCUCCUCGACUUCAGAGUCACUCGAGAGGAGGAAAACCAGAAGUUUGUCUCCGUGUUGCAAGAUAUAAUGGACAUGCACACUGACAAUGUUAUUGAUUUGCGUGACGGAAUCCACGAAACAAAGCUUAUGGGGAAGGCUGGCAGCGAUGCCAGCGACGACGAUUCCCUGUUUGCCGGGUUUUCGGAAAAGCAAUUUCUAGACGAACAUUUGGCAGAGAGGGUCUUGAUGAGGUUGAUCGCCAACAACCACAUUCUUCUCUCGCAGCAGAAAAAGGGGAAUCUUCCCGGUGACGCCGAUGUCAGUAGUGGCGUCUUGGACAAUAAUUUGAACGUUUUGGACGUUCUUUCUCGUAGUGUCGAGUUUGUCAACGACAUGUCGAGCUUGAAGUACGACGAACGGGUCGAUGUCAGAGUUGACACGAGGCUGAUCGAUGAGAACGGUGACUAUACAUGUGAGGAAAACGUCGACCUGCGAAACAUAGGUGACCACAAGAAGCUGGUCUUCCCAUACAUCGGAAACCACAUCGAGUACGUGCUUAACGAGAUCUUGAAAAACUCGACCCGGGCGUUGAUCGAGAACCGUGUGCAGAAGCCAGUCGAUAUUCUCAUCGUACUAGAUCGGUCCAAGCCAGACUCAGCGCCGACUUUACAGAUCAAAAUCAGCGACCACGGCGGGGGAAUCGGGCCGGACACUCUCAGCAAGCUCUGGGAAUAUUCCUUCACCACCGUAAGCAACGGAAAGUCCUCCAGUAAGGGGGCACGCAACAACGACAAUCAGAAUGCACUUUUGUCGACGCAGUCGGGCAAGGACAUCGAGUUGGGUGCUGCCCACGACUUGGGGUUCGGCAAAAGCGAUGGCGAGGAGAGCGGCGCCGAUAGCGUUGUCAGCGACAACCUCAUUGCCGGGAUGGGUUACGGCUUGCCGUUGAGCUUGACGUACUGCCAGUUAUUUGGCGGUGACAUACGGCUACACAGUGUCUGGGGCAAGGGCACAGACGUCUACGUCGUUCUCAAAGGGCUUUGA